UGCUUGAUGUAAUGGGCGCACUGUGCGCCGCCGAGAUGCCUACGUCACCCUCCGAGCUCUUUGUUAAAUUAAAGACGCGGGUAGCGGAGCAACGCAUCGCAAGCCAAUCCCUCGACCUUCUUCGCGACCGCUGCGCCAUACCUUCACCUCCUCCGCCCUCCACCGCCCCUCCUCUUCCCUAUCUCGUCCUCAGCCGCAGCAUAGCAGGCGUGGUGUUCCCUUUCCUUCCGCCCUCGGUGCUUCCUCGCGUCUUCAUGACCUCACCGUUCUGAUCCUUGGUUGGCCCCAUCCGAAUAACGUCACGUUUCUCGGCAUCAUCCGUCAUCAGCAUCGCAACCAAGCCCGCCCGUCCGCACCUGCCGCAACCAGCUUUUCCGCAUUCCUGCCCGUCCUCAUCCCUGCGCCGACGCCAUGUCUCGGCCACACAGCGCCUUCAGCUCUGUCCCGCCGCCGGACUCCCCGCUGGCAAGUCGAGGCUACUCCUCCAACACCACCGACUUCGCCCACGGCAAUCCCACCCUCUCCUCCCCGCUCGCCCAAUCCAUGUCGACCGCGCCCAUCCACUCCCCCGCCCACUACACCGACCCUUCCGCCGCCGGCGACGAUGCCCCUGCAGGACUGGAUCGAGCGACUUCGACGGCGUCUACGGCUGUACAGGCUUCGGCGCCGGCACGGAGCAAUACGCUGAGGAAAAAGGCCAGCAUGCGUCGCGCCGACUCCCUCAAGCGCAGCAGCAGCAAGAGAAGCCUCAAGGCCGGCAGUCUCGCGGGCUUCGGCGGCGUGGACAGCAACCAGCAGUACAGCAGCUUCUCCACCACCCCGAUCCCCACCCAGGGCUCGCCCACCGAGAUCCUCGCCAAUCGCUUCCAGGCCUGGCGCCAGCUGUUGAAGAGCCUCAUCACCUACUUUCGCGAAAUUCAGGCCUCCUACGAGGUGCGCGCCAAAGCGGCGCACAAGGUGCAGGCUGUCAUGGCAAGCAUCAACACUCCGUCGCUCUUGACGAGCGAGCAUGGCCUGAGCGACGCAACGCACAUCCUUGACGACUACCACAAACGCACCGCCGCAGAGGCCAACAAGUCACGCGAGAUUGAGGAGGAUGUCAUUGGCGCGCUGGCCGGGCUGAGGAGCGAUCUCGGGCAGAAGAUCAAGGAGAUCAAGAGCCUAAGCGGCGACUUCAAAAACUCGGUGGAGAAGGAGAAGGAUGCGACGAGGAGAGAGGUGGAGAAAUUCCAGGAGUCCAUCUCCAUGGCCGAGCGAGAUGACGGCGGUGCAGUGGGCAAGGCGGAUCCUUAUGUCGUCAAGUUGGGUGUCGAUCGAGCUAUCGAGAGGCAGAUCGACGAGGAGAACUACUUGCAUCGAGCAUACCUCAACCUCGAAAGCUCCGGCCGAGAACUCGAAUCCAUUGUCGUUGGCGAGAUCCAGAAGGCUUACAACGCGCUCGCCAGCAUCCUCAAACGCGAAGGCGACGACGCGUACAACGUCGUCGACUCCCUCCGCUCCGGCCCCAUCUCGCUCCCCAAAGACGUUGAAUGGCAGUCUUUCGUCGAGCGAGACCCGCACUUCGUCGACCCCAACGUGCCCCUGCGUCGCGUCGAAGACAUCGAAUACCCCGGCAAGCACCACCCCUCGGCCGUCGAAGUGCGCGCGGGCAUGCUCGAGCGCAAGAGCAAGUACCUCAAAUCCUACACGCCCGGCUGGUAUGUGCUGUCGCCCACGCACCUGCACGAGUUCAAAUCCGCCGACAAAAUCUACUCCCAACCGCCCGUCAUGUCGCUCUACCUGCCCGACCAGAAACUCGGCUCGCGCUCGCAGCCCGGCAGCACGAGCUACAAAUUCCUCAUCAAAGGCAAGCAAAGCGGCACCAUGCACAAAGGGCACAACUGGGUCUUCCGCGCCGAGUCCUACGACACCAUGCUCGCCUGGUUCGAAGACAUGAGCAUCCUCACGGAGAAGACGGGCGAGGAGCGCAAUGCCUUUGUCCGCAAACACGCCCGCAGCUACUCCUCCGCCAGCCGCCGCGCAAGCAUGAGCAGCGACGGCAUGGAAGAAGACGAGGCCGAUCGCGUCCCCUACUCCGCCGAUGUUGCAUCCCUCGCAGCCGGCACCUCUCCACAAGACGCGCGACCCCCGCGGCCCCAACCUGCAAAAUAUUAGUCUUGAUAUCUGAUCGUCUCUCCCUUUCUUCUGCACACAGGCGGCCGCUUUCCCUCCGAUUUGCAAAUCCCGCGUGCCCGAGGCGCGUCAGAGGGCCAGUGGAGCAACGAGAGCUCCGAGCCAGGCAAUGGCGCGGCGGCAGGUGCUGCUUUGGCCGUGCCGCUGGCCGCGAGGUACGCGCACGAUCCGUACC
Messenger RNA from Neohortaea acidophila, 2347 nucleotides. RefSeq lists its product as uncharacterized. NCBI's taxonomy places the organism in Eukaryota, Fungi, Ascomycota, Dothideomycetes, Mycosphaerellales, Teratosphaeriaceae. The transcript has 3 exons. Bases 412 to 2154 code for a protein of 580 amino acids. The record is from RefSeq and is a predicted model, not a curated record.